ACCUGUGACCAGUGUGGAAAGACUUUCACCACAGCAAGAUGCCUAAAAAGACACCAACGCAUCCACACUGGAGAAAAACCAUAUGGAUGUGACCAGUGUGGAAAUGCUUUCACCACAGCAAGUUACCUCAUAAUCCACCAACGCACCCACACUGGAGAAAAACCAUAUGGAUGUGACCAGUGUGGAAAUGCUUUCACCACAGCAAGUUACCUCAUAAUCCACCAAUGCACCCACACUGGAGAAAAACCAUAUGAGUGUAACCAGUGUGGGAAGCAUUUCACCCAAAUGAAUGUGCUUAAACGUCACCAACGCACCCACACUGGAGAAAAACCAUAUGAAUGUGACCAGUGUGGAAAUGCUUUUAUCACAGCAAAUUACCUAAAAAUACACCAACGCGUCCACACUGGAGGAAAACCAUAUGCCUGUGCCCAAUGCGGAAAGAGUUUCGCCCGUAUGAAUGGUCUUAAAUAUCACCAACGCAGCCACACUGGAGAAAAACCAUAUGAAUGUGACCAGUGCAGAAAGAGUUUCACCCAAAUGAAUGUGCUUAAAGAUCACCAACGCAUUCACACUGGCGAAAGACCAUAUAACUGUGACCAGUGUGGAAAUGCUUUCACCACAGUAAGUUCCCGAAAAAUACACCAACACAUCCACACUGGAGAAAGACCAUAUGAGUGUGACCAGUGUGGAAAUGCUUUCACCACAGUAAGUAACCUAAAACAACACCAACGCAUCCACACUGGACAAAAACCAUAUGAGUGUGACCAAUGCGGGAAGAGUUUCACCCAAAUGAAUGUGCUUAAAUGUCACCAACACAUUCACACUGGAGAAAAACCAUAUAACUGUGCCCAAUGCGGAAAGAGUUUCACCCAAAUGAUAGGGCUUAAAUAUCACCAACUCAUCCACACUGGAGAAAAUCCAUAUAACUGUGAUGCUAGCUAAUCACCUAAAAAUCCACCUAAUCACCUAAAAGUCCAUCCCAUAAUUUCACACCCACAACCCAAAUCCAUCUACACUUUACAUCUGUCUUCAAUUUAGUCCUUUCACAAAUAUAAAAACCUCUGAAAUUAUAAUUACUCUGUCUAAAUUGAAAGAAAUCUUGAAUGCUAUUUGGAACAAUAUUAUUUUUUACUUUAUAAAUCAUUUUUGUGGUUAAGGUGAGCUGAGUGUAAUCUGAAUUAUGAACUUGGAAACUUACUGUGGUCAAGAAAUGCUAGCCUCCCUGCGCUAAUGUUAGACCAAGGCCUGACCCUUGAAGCUCUUUGUGGUUUAGCAAUGCUAUCUAAGCUGAACUCCCUGUGCAAAUGUCAAACCAAGGCCUGACCCUUGAUCAAACUGUCAAAUGCAUAAGUGCUAUUUUGCAGGUUUUGCAGAUGUCCAAUGCACUUGUUAAACUGAAAGGGAACUUUCAAAUGGGUGUGUGCUUAGAGUGAUUGGCGUAUGUACUGACGUGUUUUACCCAGCAGUUGUUAACCAAUCAUAUGUGUUUGUUGAACUUAUGUAACUGAAUAUGGGAGUAACUAAACAUGGGAGACUUCAAAGAGUCAUUAAAGACUAUAAAAUGUAAUGAAGAAGAUUUUUAUGGGUCAGACGAAUAGUGUCUUUGAUGGGAUACUAGUGGUAAACUGCCUUCUCUGACA
Messenger RNA from Sphaeramia orbicularis (orbiculate cardinalfish), 1640 nucleotides. Its product is annotated as zinc finger protein 2 homolog. The record is from RefSeq and is a predicted model, not a curated record. NCBI's taxonomy places the organism in Eukaryota, Metazoa, Chordata, Actinopteri, Kurtiformes, Apogonidae. The transcript has a single exon. Gene Ontology annotation, molecular function: DNA-binding transcription factor activity, RNA polymerase II-specific; RNA polymerase II cis-regulatory region sequence-specific DNA binding. The annotation marks the transcript as partial. Gene Ontology annotation, biological process: regulation of transcription by RNA polymerase II.